This is a messenger RNA of Culicoides brevitarsis, 2391 nucleotides long. RefSeq names its product four and a half LIM domains protein 2 (gene Lmpt). Gene Ontology annotation, molecular function: zinc ion binding; transcription coregulator activity. The transcript is spliced from 11 exons. NCBI's taxonomy places the organism in Eukaryota, Metazoa, Arthropoda, Insecta, Diptera, Ceratopogonidae. The record is from RefSeq and is a predicted model, not a curated record. The coding region runs from base 356 to 2086 and encodes 576 amino acids. Gene Ontology annotation, cellular component: nucleus; Z disc.
CGUCGUCGCUCGGUAUCGUCGAGUCUCUAUUUUCUGCAGACGUGUUUGGUUUCUGUUAACCAUCUGUGAUAUUUAAUGGUCAUUACUAUUGGAUUAAAAAGUGUAUUAGAGAUUAAAAGUUUUGUUUUUGUGUAAUUCUCACACAUUUCAAUCGAUUUUCCGCUACAACGUUCACCUUACCGGGUGCGGUUCCCGGCAAAAAUAACUCGUUAAGAUUUUCUUGUGAAUCGUCAAAGAAGAAAAAAAAAUCGUAGAAAUAGAAAAUCAAUAAUUCCGUGCCUUUGCAACGAAGCAGUUGUUCGAACAGCAAUAAAAAAAAGUAAUUAAGCAAGUGUUAAAAAAAAUCGAUUAAGCAAUGUUAGCAGUUAGUCAAUCGCAUCAAAGGAACCUCGACGACGAAGAGGAUCUCCUGAAAAAAUUGGAUCAGUCCACAGUUGCUCGUCGUCCGAACGAUCACUUCCUCGAAUCGGGUCCCAUCAUCUACGAUGAGUACGACGAGGGAGCAAAGUGCGAAAACUGUAAAGAGGAUUGUCCCGGUUACCAAUCGCAUGAAUGGAGAAAAACAUGUCAGGCAUGUAAGUGUCCCCGAACCGAUCACGCCAUUUACAACGAACAAAUGACAUCGGUAUGCGAGAGAAUUGGCUUCAAGUCAGAUGCGCUUCUGACGAGCGUCUCUUCCGUCGGAACUGUCGAUCCAAAGCAAAUGGGGUACAUUUGGGUGCCGCCAGGAUUAUCAACGUCUGCCAAGAUUCAACAAUAUUUCAACCAACUUCCAUCGGAAAAAGUGCCUAAACUCAAUACGAGUGGAGAAAAAUAUCGCAAUAAAAUGCUCUUAUAUCAAUUACCAAAACAGGAUUUGGCUUUGGCGUAUUGCAAGUACGUCGAUAAGGAACAUACGGGAUCGUAUGAGGAUUUUAUCACGGCGCGGAAUGAAAUUGCAUUAGAUAUUGGAUAUGUGAAGGAAGCUCCGGCAAAAGCAAGUUGUAAUAAUUGUACAAAAAAUUUGCAAUCGAAUGAAUUGGCUGUCUAUGCACCUAAGUUAAGGGAUAAUAUGAAUUUUCAUCCAAAUUGCUUUACCUGUUCGAAAUGUGAUGAGCUAUUAGUAGAUCUGACUUACUGCGUUUACGAGGACAAAAUUUACUGUGAACGUCAUUACGCGGAAAUCCUAAAGCCGAGAUGCAGUUCCUGUGAUGAGUUAAUUUUCAGUGGUGAAUACACAAAGGCCAUGAACAAGGACUGGCAUUCGGGACACUUUUGCUGCUGGCAAUGCGACGAGAGUCUCACGGGACAACGUUACGUCUUGCGCGACGAGCAUCCCUAUUGCAUCAAGUGUUACGAAAAUGUCUUCGCCAAUAACUGCGAGGAGUGCAGCAAAACCAUUGGAAUUGACUCAAAGGAUUUGUCUUACAAAGAUAAGCAUUGGCACGAAGCCUGCUUCUUGUGCAACAAAUGCCGCGUCUCAUUAGUGGACAAGCAAUUUGGCGCCAAAGCCGAGAAAAUCUACUGUGGCAACUGCUACGAUACCCAAUUCGCGUCACGUUGCGAUGGAUGCGGAGAAAUCUUCCGUGCUGGUACCAAGAAAAUGGAAUACAAGACCAGACAAUGGCACGAAAAAUGUUUCUGCUGUAAUGUAUGCAAGACGCCAAUUGGAACCAAGAGCUUUAUUCCACGUGAGCAAGAAAUUUAUUGCGCUGGAUGUUAUGAGGAGAAAUAUGCAACUCGUUGCGUAAAAUGCAAAAAGAUCAUUACAUCCGGAGGUGUUACUUACAAAAACGAUCCAUGGCAUCGUGAGUGCUUUACAUGUACCAACUGUGAAACCUCAUUGGCUGGCCAACGUUUCACGAGCCGUGAUGACAAGCCAUACUGCGCCGAUUGCUUUGGCGAAUUGUUUGCCAAACGUUGCACUGCUUGCUCUAAGCCAAUUACUGGAAUUGGCGGCACCCGCUUCAUCUCAUUUGAAGAUCGUCACUGGCACAACGAUUGCUUUAUCUGUGCUACAUGCCAAACUUCACUAGUCGGACGUGGCUUUAUCACCGAUGAAGCUGACAUCAUCUGCCCCGAAUGCGCCAAGCAAAAGUUGAUGUAAAUCACUCACAUCUCUAAAAAAAAAAUAAUAAUUAAAAAAAAAAUCAGUUUUAUUUAAAAAAUAAAAAAAAAUACGCAGAACAAACAUUUCACACUCACCAUAUUUAAAAAAAAAGCAAAAAAAAAAAAUGAAGAGCAAAAAAUAUAUUUAAUUUUACCAUUUUUAUUAUCAUUUAUAUUAUUAUUAUGAUUAUAUUGUAAACUCUUAUACUCACACAAACACCUUCUUCUCUCCUUAGAAAAAAAAAUGCAAAAUAUUAUUAUAUGCUCGUGUUGACGCUUCUUGUUGAUUAAUUAAAAAAAAAA